This is a messenger RNA of Sphaeramia orbicularis (orbiculate cardinalfish), 3846 nucleotides long. RefSeq lists its product as uncharacterized. Lineage: Eukaryota; Metazoa; Chordata; Actinopteri; Kurtiformes; Apogonidae. Gene Ontology annotation, biological process: cytokine-mediated signaling pathway. Gene Ontology annotation, cellular component: plasma membrane. The coding region runs from base 129 to 989 and encodes 286 amino acids. The transcript is spliced from 7 exons. The record is from RefSeq and is a predicted model, not a curated record. Gene Ontology annotation, molecular function: cytokine receptor activity; protein binding.
GCGCAUAUUAGCUUAGCUGGACACGGUAAUGUUAGCUGUGUAGCUCCACAUAAAAGAGAACAAAUGACUACUAUAGGGAAUACAAAUCUGUCCAGAAACUGUCCACUCUGUGAAGUGACACCGUGAAAAUGCAGAAAACUCUUCUAUUAAUCUGUCAACUCAUCGCUCUGGUGGUAUCUGAUGAUCCGCCUGCACCGCCACAGGACAUCCGUGUUGAUAACUGGGUGCUUACGUGGACUCCUUCCUCCACAGAGAGAAAUGUCACAUACACUGUUCAGUAUAGCCAAUUUGACGCAAACAAGUGGCUAAAUGUCAAAUCCUGUGUCCACACAUCUCUGAACUCCUGUGAUGUCAGUUUCACUAAACUGGAAGCUCUGUAUGGCUGUGUUAGGAUACGGGUGUUGGCGGAAAGAAAUGGGCUGAGAUCGAAACCAGUUGAGGCUUGCAACAGACAAGGUGACUCCUGUACCCCUAACCUCAGUCUGACGGCACGACCAGGAUAUUUAGCUGUUCAUCUGAGUCGGGACCAUAUUUUGGCUAAGGAGAAUGGAGACCACGCGGGAUACAGGGUCUGCUACGGCAAAGAACAGCAGUCACUGAAGGACUGUAAAGACUCUCCUUCCACUCUGACCAUCCACGACCUGGAGGAAGGACAGCGAUGCUGUGUACAAGCGCAGUACACCAACUUCAACAAACGUGUAGGACUUCCCAGCUGUACUAAGUGUGAGGACAUUCCUAAUGCAGGAGCAACAAACACAGAGAGGGGGAUAAUAGCGGGCGUAGUGGUGUCCUUCACUGUGCUUGUUCUCAUAAUUUUGGCGUACGUCCUCAUUUUCCAGCGACAGAGAAUCAAGCGCUUUCUGCAGCCUCCAGUCCAGAUGCCAGCCAACUUGCUCUGUUCCAUCCACCACAUCCCUCUCUCUCCCAUCAGUGAUGAGGAAUGUGAUCCCAUUUCUGAAAUCGUCUUAACAGAAGUCAGAAAAGACUGAAUGCUCUGCUACUUGAUGUCGGCUCCAUUUGCAGCUUUGGCGUCUGAACGCUGACCUGACACCAACACAUUUACAUGGAUGAUGCACCUUCAAAUGAGAUGUUACUGUGGAUUUUAAGGAACCAUCAGACGGUGGAAAGAUAAAGUACAUUUAGCUGCACUCAUCGGUGAAAUGAAAAUGGAGCCAUGAAAAGACUGAAUAAUCAGACAGAGGAUGGACUCCGUGCUGCAUUAAUGUCCAAACCCUUAUUUGGUUUAACAGCAUUGGAAAAAGAAAAUCUUCACUGACCAGUAAAGGUGUGUAUGUGCCAAUUUACAUAAAAUAACCAGAUCAAACCAGUGCACAAAUAAUUAAGCCUUAUUUGCACCUUUUGAUGUAACACAAAAGCCAAAACAGGAACUCGAAGACAGAACAUGAUUCAGAAUACUCAUAAAACUCUACAUUUUGUGUGCAAUAUCAACAAAUUAAGAAAAAAACAAUAUUCUCUGGAUCUAAGUGUUUUUAUUAUGGCCAUAGUGACAGGGAAACGUACUGUUUCAGGAAAAAGUCACAUUUCAAGAAAAAAUUACAGAAAAAUUGUAGUAUUAUUAGAAUGAAUCUGUAAUAUUGAGGGGAAGAAGUUGUAUUAUUUUGAGGAGGAAAAAUCAGUAUUACAUGAAUAUAGACUGGCAAACUGUUACUUCAAUUAAGUUGUAAAACUUUAAGAUAAUUCAUAAUAUUAUGCGACUACUACUUCUAUUACUAGCUAGAAUAUUAAAAAAAAAGUCUUAAUAUUAUCAAAUUUAAACUGCUCUACAUACAGAACAGAAUAAUGAGUAAAGAUAGAAUAUUCUGAGAAAAGAAAUAUCAUGAGAAGUGAAGUUUCCAUUUUAUAAAUGUGAAGUUUCUUAAAGGGGUUAUAUGUCAGUCAAGUUUGCUAAAUUCACUGUUUGUGGAUCCACAUCUUAGACUAUGUUCAGACAGCAGGUCUUAGUGCACAAUUCAGGUUUUUUUUUUUUUCAUGAAAUCCAAUUUUUUGUGUGCUCUUUUAUAUUACACAUUAAAUGGGACUUCUAUCAGUUUUGAGUAUGAACUCAAUGUGACCCUGAAGUGACCCGCAUGCGCAAAAGAGGUCCUGACGUAAAACGCGACAACACAGGCACACACUGCUUUUACGGAAGUAACUCUCCUGGGACCCAAAAAUGUGACGUUUGUCACAUUUCAAUGAUGUAAAGGUCGGAUAAAGGUGACCUGGCCCUUCAGAUUGAAGUGGCAUUGCAAAAUAUCAGAUCCAUAUCGGAUUUAGGACCACAUAUGAAAGUGGCCUGGGUUGGAUUUGAAAAAAUCAGAUUUGUACUGUUCAAACUGUCUUUAAUGGAUCGGAUACAGGUCACAUAUGAGGGAAAAAAAAAUCAGAUUUGGACCACAUUUGCCUGCAGUCUGAACGUAGCCUUAAACAAUUCUGAAAUUUGUUUGUAUGAAUCCGAACACAUCUUUAGUGCAGUUAUUGACAACACAAACCCUACAGAAAGCAGGUGAUUUGUGGUUUUACUGUGGCUGUUUUCUGCCUAAAUACAGAACUCAGCUAACAGAGCUAUAAUGUAAAGAAUCAGCGGAUGCGACACAUGAAGAUAAUACACUGAUUUUUUUUUUGACCAACUGAAAAUAACAGGCUGAGAGUUUUUGUUUUGAGAAAAAAACUUGAUACCAUAAUAGAGAUGUGGCUAAACACUGAGCUUUAUACUUUAUUCAGUGAGUGAUAUAGACUGUGGAUACGUAGCAUUGAUUCGUCGUCUUAAGUGUGUUCUAUGGAAUAUCAAUACUACAUAUAACCUCUUUAAUAGAACUUAGCAUUAAAUAAGAAGGUAGUAUCAACAAAGAAUAUUUUAAGGAUUUUGACUGUCUGCAUUACAUUACAACUUUAUUCUCUCAAUAUUUUGACUCUGUUCUUAUAAUAUUACAACUACUGAUUCUUGUCAUUCUCAGCAUGGCCCCAACAGUCCUUUGUACUAGAUAUACAAAGCACCAGUGUUAAGUUACUUUAAUGGAAUGAGUGUGAUAUUUAGUCAGACAUAUUGCCCACUCACCCACAUGGCCUAUCAACGGUCUCUCUGCUGUUGGAAAAUGUCUUCAGACAGCUGGAUACUAGGUCACCUUUUACCUAAAUAUGUCUUUAAGUCAUUAUUUUACUGGUCUGGCCCGCUUCAGAUCAAAUUGAGCUAAAUAUGGCCCCUGAACCAAAAUGAGUUUGACACCCCUGGUCUAGUGGAUUUAUGUGACCAUUAGAGGGAGUAGUGGGUCUCCCAUGGUGAUGAAAACUGAAAACUAACACCAUGGCGCAUUUUUCCAAAGCUGAAGGAAAGGAAAUGGCAUGAGAACCAAGAGUCAAAAUGACAAAGUAGUAGAAGUGUCAGCUGAUAGUUUACAUUCUAGCUCUGUUAGCACCAGCCACAGUAAAACCACAAAUCACAUCUGUUUUCAGUACGGUUUGUGUUGUCAAUAACUGCAUUAAAGAUCUGUUUGGAAUCGAACAAACAAGGUCAGAACGGACACACUUUAGUCUGAACCAUAGAUCAACAAACAGCAUCUUAAAGACAGUAACAUCCCAUAAUAAGUUUAUCUCUUCUCAUAAUCAAGCUCACCUGUGUAGAAGAAAGGCUGUUAUUUCAUCAUCAAACUCUAUUAUUUCAUUCAGAGCUGUAUCCAGUGGUGAAAACAACAGCUUUUAUUACUUUGACUCUUAAUAGUUGCAUCUUCAUUACACUGGGUUACAAAAAAAUGUUUUUUGCAAGUUGUCUAGGUUUUUUCAACUGAAUUAGGACCAUUUUGCACCGCUAAAUCCAAAAAUGACAUCUGUUUUUCUCAAUCAGGUCAGGUU